UUUCGAAGGAAGUUGCGGGAACUUAUUCGUACGAGAAGUUAGCUCUCUUAAUUUGGGAUAAAAUCAUGCUAUUUGUUGUCAUAAAACAAAUUAGUUAGAAGGAUUGUUGCUGGGAGCUGUUCCGGCUUUGGAGUAAACGAAACUCACGAUGGAUCCCAAACGAAAGCCACCCAUUUCUGCCGGUCCGAAAUCCAAAAGAGCACGGAAUGAUUUUGAAGACGACCCCUCAACAUUCGAGGAGGAACUGGCCCUUCUUGAGAUGGUAGAGGCGGAGAUGUCGCAAGCUUCAUCAACUGGUUCACAACAGUCCAUGCCAUCAUUUAAGAGUACCACAACGGGCAGGGCACCAGCUCAAUCUAUGCUGUCAAAGUUCUGGAAUCCAAAAUGGCCGCGUCCGGAAUUGCCCAAGCUAAAUCCAAACGAGGACAGCAUUGUCUUUCAACAGAUUGACUUGGAACAUUACAUAGGUACCCCGCUCAAAGGCAUGCCUGGUUCCACGCAAGGCCCGGUACCAAUCAUCCGUAUGUUUGGGAUCACAGCAGAAGGCCACAGCAUCAUGUGUCACAUCCAUGGAUUCUCGCCGUACUUCUACGUUCCGGCACCGGAUAAGUUUGACCCCUCCCACUGUCGCUCGUUCCAAGAUGCCUUGAACAAAGUUGUCUUGAGUGUUUUGAGAUCGAACAAGGAUAACAUCUCGCAGGCCGUGCUGGCGGUGGAACCCGUAACAAAAGAAAGUAUUUACGGUUACCAUGGACCGAACGGUAUGCGGCCAUUCCUGAAGAUCACUUUAGCUUAUCCUAAGCUGAUUGCACCGACUAAGCGCAUUCUGGAGGAGGGCUUCACUGUACCCAACCUGUAUACCCACAGAGGAUACCAGACUUAUGAGAGUAACAUUGACUUUGAGAUUAGGUUUAUGGUCGAUAAUGAUGUUCUGGGUUGUAACUGGAUUAAAAUACCGGCCACUAAGUAUCAGGUCCGAACCCAGAAGACCUCCCCAGCGCCCGUCUCUCAAUGCCAGAUGGAGGUGGAUAUCGCGUUUGAUCAGUUUGUCAGUUAUCCAGCGGAAGAUGAAUGGCAGAAGGUGGCACCGUAUCGAAUCUUGAGUUUUGAUAUCGAGUGCGCUGGGCGUAGAGGUGUCUUUCCCGAGGCUAGCAAAGAUUCUGUUAUCCAGAUUUCCAACAUGGUGAUCCGACAGGGUGAGAGGGACCCGUUUAUCCGCAACGUCUUCACUCUUAAUACCUGCGCGCCAAUCGUUGGAUCCCAGGUCUUGUCGUUCAGCAAGGAAGCAGAUAUGCUGAAGGCAUGGUCAGAGUUCGUCAAGGCCAUUGACCCCGACAUCCUGACCGGUUACAACAUCCAGAACUUUGACCUCCCGUAUCUCAUUAAUCGGGCGGCCGCGCUGAAGGUGACCUCCUUCCCGUUCUUCUCGCGCAUCCACGAGUCACGGAGCUGCAUCAGGGAGUCGACGUUCCAAUCCAAGCAGAUGGGCAAACGCGAGAAUAAGAUUAUCAACAUCGAGGGCAGAGUUCAGUUUGAUCUUCUUCAGAUUCUUCAGCGUGACCAUAAGCUACGGUCGUACCGUCUGAACGCUGUCAGUUACCACUUCCUUCAAGAACAGAAAGAAGACGUGCAACAUUCAAUCAUCACAGAUCUACAGAAUGGCAAUGACCAGACAAGGCGUCGCCUCGCAGUGUACUGCCUCAAAGACGCCAUGCUCCCGCUACGCCUGCUGGACAAACUAAUGUGUAUCAUCAACUACAUGGAGAUGGCUAGAGUAACAGGCGUACCUUUGACAUAUCUUCUCUCCAGAGGGCAGCAGAUUAAGGUCGUCUCGCAGCUCUUGAGAAAGGCCAAGGAACAAGACCUCGUCAUGCCCGCUCAUAAGAUAGAGGCAGGUGAAGAUUACACUGGUGGCUACGUAAUCGAACCCAAAAGAGCGUAUUACAAGACGCCGAUCGCCACGUUGGAUUUCUCAUCCCUAUAUCCCUCCAUUAUGCAAGCUCAUAAUCUUUGCUACACCUCGUUGUUAUCACCAAGCCAACGAGAAAAGAUGACGGCAGAUCAGUUCAUCAAGACACCUUCAGGGAACUACUUUGUCAAGAGUAGCAUCAGGAAAGGCAUCUUGCCCGAGAUUCUUGGUGAUCUACUCGGCGCAAGGAAAAGAGCUAAGGCUGACUUGAAGAAGGAGACGGACCCCUUGAAGAAAAAGGUUUUAGACGGUCGCCAGUUGGCACUAAAAGUCAGUGCUAACUCGGUAUACGGCUUCACUGGUGCCCAGGUUGGGAAACUACCGUGCCUAGAAAUCUCACAGAGCGUGACAGCUUUCGGCCGAAUGAUGAUUGAAAAGACGAAACAGCUCGUUGAAGAUUCGUAUAAUAUAGCAAAAGGAUAUAAGCAUGACGCAGAGGUGAUAUAUGGCGACACUGAUUCCGUGAUGGUGCGGUUUGGAGUGGACACCGUAGCCGAGAGCAUGGCGUUAGGAAAAGAAGCGGCUCUUAUGAUAUCUGAUACCUUCCAAAAACCUAUCAAACUAGAAUUUGAAAAGGUUUAUUUUCCGUAUCUACUGAUCAACAAAAAACGUUACGCGGGUCUGUACUACUCGCGACCAGACACCUACGACAAGAUGGACUGUAAAGGUAUCGAGACGGUACGCAGGGACAACUGCCCUCUGGUGGCCAACUUAAUCAACUCUUGCCUACUCAAGAUCCUUAUUGACAGGGAUCCUGAUGGUGCGGUAGGCUUCGCAAAGCAGACGAUUUCCGACCUGCUUUGUAAUCGCGUCGAUAUUUCCCAGCUCGUAAUUACGAAGGAGUUGACUAAGACGGGAGAGGAGUAUGCAGGGAAGCAGGCCCAUGUGGAACUGGCUGCGAGAAUGCGUAAGCGUGAUCCAGGCAGUGCCCCUGCCCUCGGGGACAGAGUGCCUUACGUAAUCAUUGCAGGAGUCAAGGGAGCAGCCGCAUGGGAGAAAUCUGAGGACCCCAUCUACGUGUUGGAAAACAACAUCCCUAUAGACACACACUACUACUUGGACAACCAGCUCAAGAUGCCCUUGUUGAGAAUAUUUGAACCCGUAGUUGGUGAACACCGAGCGUCCAACGUUCUAUUUAAGGGAGAACACACCCUAGCCAAGACCAAAGUGACUUCCAAGAUCGGCGGUCUGAUGGCGUUUACAAAGAAACGAAGUACGUGCAUCGGCUGCAAAACACCUCUGGAGAAAGUCAACAUGGCCAUCUGUAAACACUGCAAAAAAAUUGAGUCCGAGAUCUACCAAAAAGAGGUUAUUUACCUGAGUGUGUUGGAGGAGAAGUUUGGUCGUCUGUGGACCCAGUGCCAACGAUGUCAAGGGAGUCUGCAUGAAGAGAUUCUAUGCACAAGUCGAGAUUGUCCGAUCUUCUACAUGAGGAAGAAAGUGCAGAAGGAUCUGGGAGACCAAGAUGCAAUCGUCCAGCGAUUUGGCAACCCAGCCUGGUGAGGGACGACCCAGGGUGAGCUAUCAACAAUAACAACAACAAACAACAACAACAACAAACAACAACAAUAAUAGCAAGACAAGUUCUCAAAAGAAGAUAAUCUACCCAGCCAUGUCCUGCGCUGACAUUGUUCGGUCUGGAGUUUUUUCGAUAUCUCAAAAACGUGACUUCUUAUUGAAAUGAAAUUUUCACUGGUUAUAAUUUUUAUAGUAUACAAUUGCAUUUAUGUAGGAUUAAAACAAUUGAACAGUUCCUUUUGGUAGAAAAAAAAUGCUGGCAACGAAUUUGAGUACAACGCUUCGACCCAAACCAUUUAGUACCAUUCCUUAUCAAAAAAUAAUGGUCUAUAAUUGCCCGUAAAGAUAAAGGCCCUUUUAAGUUGUCAUAGCGCCCUCUGUUGGCUGAUUCUAACCAUCCAAAAUGACUUCUGGUUGUGAAGACAGAUAACUACCAACUCUCCUUGAUUCUAACAUGACCAGCGCCUUUAAACCACAAACUUCUCUCGUUCAUUUUCACAUCGUGUCAAUUUCUGUUCUGAGAAACGAGCAGUUUUAGUUUAGUUGCGCUUCCGGAAAAACCACGCUGGUAUUAUUCAGUAGGACUGGUAUGAACAUCUUUCAAAGAAAUUCUUUUGUCUUAAUUUUCGUUUAUGUAACAAAGGAAGGAGUACUUUCGCUACCAGUUUGGUUUGGGAAGGGCUGUUCUUUUUAAAAAGCACAGGGACUGUCGUCAGUGACUGUCAAAGGCUAGUAUCAACACUUUAUCUGACUCAUAUCAACAUUUUUAGUUGACACAAGAUACCUGCGAAAGUCGAACCUCAAUCGAUCAUUGGAGUCAUGAGAAACUAGUGAAAACCUCAUUACUCAUUUAAGUCAGCGUGGACAAGUGGUUAGACUGCAGGACUUGUAAUCACAUGGUUGUGAGUUCGAAC
This is a messenger RNA of Asterias rubens (European starfish), 4401 nucleotides long. RefSeq names its product DNA polymerase delta catalytic subunit-like. Gene Ontology annotation, biological process: base-excision repair, gap-filling; nucleotide-excision repair, DNA gap filling; DNA-templated DNA replication. Gene Ontology annotation, molecular function: DNA-directed DNA polymerase activity; DNA binding; nucleotide binding. The record is from RefSeq and is a predicted model, not a curated record. The coding region runs from base 149 to 3472 and encodes 1107 amino acids. Gene Ontology annotation, cellular component: delta DNA polymerase complex. The transcript has 23 exons. Lineage: Eukaryota; Metazoa; Echinodermata; Asteroidea; Forcipulatida; Asteriidae.